AUGGAGCUUCUUGUGAGUGUCUUGGCGCUCGUGACUGCUGCAUCGGCUCUUCCCUAUGGCUAUAACUUACCUACGCCCUCUGGUCCGCCUUUUACUCCUCCAAGUUGCAACAAUGAUGAAGUGCUUCACGUAGACGGCAAGUGCGUUACGCCUAAAGUGCACCAACGCGUGUUUGUGUAUGAUGUGCCAUCGAACGUAGCUAUUGUAAACGGAUCAAAGCAUAUUGCGGAACCGAAAGUGGAACGCAAUAUCAUUUUUGUGAGACUCCCUGAUGGUCCUGCAGGACCUGAACCGAUCGUCAUACCUCCCCCGCGACAGCAACACGUCUUGUAUGUUCUUAAUAAACAGUCGGACCAGAGUCAGCAAGUGAUCGAGGUGCCAGCGCCACCACCUUCGGAUCCCGAAGUGUUCUUCGUGAACUACGCAGAAGGGGAAAACCCAGCUCUUCCUGGUGGAGUAGACCUUCAAACGGCGUUGAGUUCAGCUUCUCUAGAGGAAGGUAAAAUAGUCAGCAAUGCUCAGACUGGAGGUGGUAUCGGAAACUGUACCGCGGCCGAUGACGAUGGUCACUUUGGAAAUGAUGUCAGCAGUAGUACCGGAAGUACCCACGGUAACUUCGACAAUACCGGAAGCGACAUUGGAGGCGGUAUCGGUAGUGGUGCUGGAGUCGAUUUCGACGGUAACUUCGGAAAUGUUAUUGGAGGCAAUGUCGGAAGUGGCUUUGGAGACGGUAACCAAGGUAAUACCGGUACCGGUGGCGUGACCGAUGGCGUGACCGGUGGCGUGGCCGAUGGCGUGGCCGAAAGUGAUAUCCGAAGUGGUAUUUACACUCUGCCCACGAACGACUACUCCCCUCCUUCCACAUCCCACAAAACCCAUUAAAAUGGAUUUUAUUCCUAACAUACUGAGUAUUGUGAGGACGAGAUAAAUUCGUAUGGAUAAACGUAUAUAGGGACAAUGUAUGUACAUGAAUGAUUAGCUAAAUACAGAAAAAGAGUUUAAGGUAUAGAUUUUUUCUUAUCUAGUGUAGCAAGCCAACUAUUUAUAUUGAAUUUCUUUUUUUUCCUCAGCAGUCUCUCCACACACACACACA
This is a messenger RNA of Penaeus vannamei (Pacific white shrimp), 1093 nucleotides long. NCBI's taxonomy places the organism in Eukaryota, Metazoa, Arthropoda, Malacostraca, Decapoda, Penaeidae. The record is from RefSeq and is a predicted model, not a curated record.